AUGGCCAAACUCUAUGCCAAGCCCAAAGAGAUGGCUCAGCUCAUAUCUCCCCAGCCAUGGCUAGAGGAUGCCCUGAGCUCCCAAGAUGAGAUGAAGGAUGUUGACGGCAGACGGGCCUCCUAUGGGAUACUUGCCAGCCUCAAUGAAGAGCAUGACAGUGUUGAGGAAGAGGAAGGGGAAGAAGAUGGUGGGAAGCCAAAGAGAAGGGGCCCAAAGAAGAAGAAGAUGACCAAGGCAAGACUGGAGAGGUUCCGGGCUCGGCGGGUGAAGGCCAAUGCCCGAGAGAGAACACGGAUGCAUGGGCUCAACGACGCUCUGGAUAACCUUCGGCGGGUGAUGCCCUGCUACUCUAAGACACAGAAGUUGUCCAAAAUCGAGACCCUGAGGCUAGCCAGGAACUACAUAUGGGCUUUGUCUGAGGUGCUGGAGAGCGGGCAGACUCCAGAAGGGAAAGGUUUCAUAGAGAUGCUGUGCAAAGGUUUGUCCCAACCAACCAGCAACCUGGUUGCUGGUUGUUUACAGCUGGGACCUCCAUCCCUGUUCCUGGAGAAACAUGAAGAGAAAGCCCCUGCUUCUGAUGCUGCUGUGCCUGGCCACAGUUUUUCCUACCAGUCCCCAGGGCUGCCCAGUCCACCGUAUGGAAACAUGGAGACACACCUAGUCCACCUAAAGCCUCCCACAUUCAAAACCCUGGUGGAUCCUCCCUUUGGCAGCCACCACCAAGACUGCACAUCUCCUCCAUAUGAAGGUCCCUUGACCCCUCCUCUGAGCAUCAGUGGAAAUUUCUCCCUAAAGCAAGAUGGGUCUCCAGACCUGGAGAAAUCAUACAGCUUCAUGGCCCAUUACCCAUCAGUUAGCUUAAGCAGUUCCCAUGGGCACACCUCUCACUUCUCGGCCACAGGGCCCAGGUAUGAAAUCCCCGUAGACAUGGCCUAUGAUUCCUAUCCUCACCAUGUGGUUGGGGCUCAGCUCAAUGCAAUAUUUAGUGAAUAA
Molecule: messenger RNA, 993 nt
Organism: Varanus komodoensis (Komodo dragon)
Lineage: Eukaryota; Metazoa; Chordata; Lepidosauria; Squamata; Varanidae
Gene: NEUROD4
Product: neuronal differentiation 4
Exons: 1
Coding region: 1-993 (330 amino acids)
Biological process (GO): regulation of DNA-templated transcription; nervous system development
Molecular function (GO): protein dimerization activity
Source: RefSeq, a predicted model, not a curated record